UAUGAAUUAAUUAUUAGGAUAAAAGUUGUUAGGAGAAACAUCUGCAUAACCAAAUACUAUUUAAAUUAAUAUUACAGUAAGCAUGCCAAAUGGUGAUGUGCAAUUACAAAUUUAAAUUGAUCCUGGAAUACCAUUCAAUGGAUUUACGAAAGGAAUAACAGAAUAAAUUUUUGCUCAAAAAAUGCAAGCAUAAUAUGAGGAAACUAUUGAGUAUGUAUUACAAAAUGGAUCCAAUAUAUAAUCUAAUGAAACAAGAACUUUAAAUUAAUUAGGAUUAAAAAAUUUUAGUAGACUUUAAGUAAGACUUAAACUCAAGGGAGGGUGA
Messenger RNA from Paramecium sonneborni, 325 nucleotides. The record is from the annotation of a GenBank genome assembly. NCBI's taxonomy places the organism in Eukaryota, Ciliophora, Oligohymenophorea, Peniculida, Parameciidae.